Aspergillus wentii DTO 134E9 is the source of this 1418-nucleotide messenger RNA. Its product is annotated as cytochrome b5 reductase family protein. The coding region runs from base 150 to 1115 and encodes 321 amino acids. The record is from RefSeq and is a predicted model, not a curated record. Gene Ontology annotation, biological process: ergosterol biosynthetic process. Lineage: Eukaryota; Fungi; Ascomycota; Eurotiomycetes; Eurotiales; Aspergillaceae. Gene Ontology annotation, molecular function: cytochrome-b5 reductase activity, acting on NAD(P)H. The transcript has 4 exons.
GCGAAAUUGCGUCAUGCCCCAAACCGGCCACUCGGACCCCGAAAGCAGCAAGGUUCUCGUGUCGCCCGCCCUCUCCUCUUAAAAGAACCUCUCUUCUUACCGUUCCAGCAUCAAUUGGCCAACCUACUUGUUCCAAUUAGAUAUACAAAAUGUUCUCUCGUCAAGCUUUCAGAUGUGCUCAGCCCUUGAGGCAGAGCUUCCGCAAGUACUCUACUGAGGCACCCAAGGGCGGCAAGUCCCUCGCUCCCGUCUACAUCUCUGUCGGUCUCGCUGGUCUCGGUGUCGGCCUCUGGCGCUACAACUCGGGCACCGCUAAUGCAGAGCCGAAGGAGCGCCCUCACGUUUUCACCGGUGGUGAGCAGGGAUGGGUUGACCUGAAGCUCGCAAACAUUGAGGAGCUCAGCCACAACACCAAGAGACUUCGCUUCGAGUUCGAGGACAAGGAGGCUGUUUCCGGUCUGCAGGUUGCCUCUGCUCUUUUGGCCAAGUUCAAGCCCGAGGGCGGCAAGGCUGUCAUCCGCCCCUACACUCCCACCAGCGAUGAAGAGCAACCCGGUUACCUCGAGCUUGUCGUCAAGUCGUACCCCGGCGGUGCCAUGUCUGAGCACCUCCACAGCAUGAACGUGAACCAGCGCCUGGAACUCAAGGGCCCUCUCCCCAAGUACCCUUGGGAGGCUAACAAGCACGACCACAUCUGCUUGAUUGCUGGUGGUACUGGUAUCACCCCCAUGUACCAGCUGGCUCGCCAGAUCUUCAAGAACCCCGAGGACAAGACCAAGGUUACUCUGGUGUUCGGAAACGUCAAGGAGGAGGACAUUCUCCUGAAGAAGGAGCUCCAGGAUCUCGAGAACACCUACCCCCAGCGCUUCAAGGCCUUCUACGUCCUCGACCAGCCUCCCGCCGAAUGGACUGGUGGCAAGGGCUACAUCACCAAGGACCUCCUGAAGACCGUCCUUCCCGAGCCCAAGGAGGAGAACAUCAAGCUCUUCGUUUGCGGACCCCCCGGUCUGUACAACGCCAUCAGUGGAAACAAGGUCAGCCCCAAGGACCAGGGCGAGCUGACCGGUAUCCUGAAGGAGCUUGGUUACAACAAGGACCAAGUCUUCAAGUUCUAAGCUAAAGAGCGAUGAAACAUUUGUUUAGAGUGUUUUGAUAGGGUUGUUACCCCUUGUGUCAUUAGAUUAUAUCCUAUUUAGCGAACGGGCAUAUAUCCACUGCUAUUCGUAUACCGUCGAUUUCCAGUAAAUCUAACCGUAAUGAAUAGCAUGACGUACGGAAAAGGGUCGUGGCUUGUUCUAAUUAUUUUUAGGAUAACUUUUUGUUUGAUUUGUCUAAAACGAUAGCUGUCAUCAACAGGAGCUCUGUCGGAGGUCUGGAUAUAUAUAGCGGGGUAUGAUGCGACCACCCAGGCACACACC